UGGGUAAGAUUUUAUAUGGCAAGUGUCAAAAUAAUUGACCUGGUCCUCCACGGCAAAUCCACACAUUCAUAUAAUCCACCACUUUACAUGCCUACUUAUUCCAAAUUGAGCUUGGAACCAUCUCAAAUUUCCUGCAAUUCUAUGAAUUCAUCAAGAAUUUCCCUUCGUCCUUUCAAACUCUCUGAUGCCAAUGACUUCCUCAAAUGGGCAAGUGAUGAUAAAGUAACACGCUAUCUAAGAUGGAACACCAUAACCUCUAGGGAAGAAGCCUUGACAUAUAUUGAGAAGCUUGCUACACAUCCGUGGCGUCAGUCCAUAUGUUUGGAUGACCAAUCAAUUGGAUAUGUUUCUGUCAAACCAGAACAGAGUGAUGACAUGUGUAGAGCACAUGUUAGCUAUGUUGUGUCCGCAGAGUACUGGGGGCAAGGGAUUGCAACAGUGGCAUUGAGGAUGGCCAUGUGUAGGGUGUUCAGAGAGCUCCCAUGUUUGGUGAGGAUUGAGGCUUUGGUGGAGGUUGAGAAUAAGGGGUCUCAAAGGGUUUUGGAGAAAGUUGGGUUUCUGAAAGAAGGGUUGUUGAGGAAGUAUGGGUAUUGCAAAGGUGAGAUUAGAGAUAUGUUUAUCUAUAGCUUCUUAUCAACUGAUAAGAUUAUGUGAUUCAUCUGUUCAAAAGUUGUUUUUUUUUUUUUUUGGAACAAUCAUAAAGGUUAAUAUGCUCGACAAGAAAUAGUAAACGAAAUGUUAUCGUAAUUUAUGAAAUUUAAAAAAAAAAAAAAAAAAGUUCAUGUGAUAUACUUCAAUGUAAUUUAAUGCAACAAGGUUAUUAGUUUGAAGAUUUA
Prunus dulcis (almond) is the source of this 836-nucleotide messenger RNA. RefSeq lists its product as uncharacterized. Lineage: Eukaryota; Viridiplantae; Streptophyta; Magnoliopsida; Rosales; Rosaceae. Gene Ontology annotation, molecular function: acyltransferase activity, transferring groups other than amino-acyl groups. The record is from RefSeq and is a predicted model, not a curated record. The transcript has a single exon. Bases 16 to 654 code for a protein of 212 amino acids.